AGCCGUAGCUCUUCUACCCGCUCGUAAGUGCAACUGGUAUGGGUAAUGGUGUGAGAGAAGGUCAAGUGGAUUUCAAACGACAGGAUGUGGAGCCCAUUGCAUCAACCCAUCUCCCAGCAGAGGGUAACCAGGAGAAAAAGAAAGUACUCAACUCCCUGAUGUCUGGUGCGUUGGCUGGUGCUGUUGCUAAAACUGCAGUAGCUCCACUGGAUAGGACAAAAAUCAUGUUCCAAGUGUCUUCAAAAAGAUUUUCUGCCAAGGAAGCCUACAGGCUGAUUUAUCGCACCUACCUCAACGAAGGCUUCUGGAGUCUCUGGCGAGGGAACUCGGCCACCAUGGUCCGCGUCAUCCCUUACGCCGCCAUCCAGUUCUGCGCGCACGAAGAGUACAAGCAGCUCCUGGGGAGUUACUACGGCUUCCAGGGAAAAGCGCUGACACCCUUUCCUCGAUUCAUUGCUGGCUCUCUGGCAGGCACAACGGCUGCCAUGUUAACCUACCCCUUGGAUAUGGUCCGUGCUCGAAUGGCUGUCACGCCGAAGGAGAUGUACAGCAAUAUUGUUCAUGUCUUCAUCCGGAUAUCCCGAGAGGAGGGACUGAAGACAUUGUAUAGGGGAUUUACACCAACCAUCCUUGGAGUGAUUCCGUAUGCUGGGCUUAGCUUCUUCACCUACGAGACGCUGAAGAAACUACAUGCAGAUCACAGUGGGAAAUUGCAGCCAUCCCCUCCGGAGCGGCUUUUGUUCGGUGCCUGCGCAGGCUUGAUUGGCCAGUCGGCUUCUUACCCCCUGGACGUGGUUCGCCGACGGAUGCAGACGGCGGGGGUUAUGGGACACACGUACAGUUCCAUCCUUCUCACCAUGCAGGAGAUUGUAAGAGAAGAGGGACUAAUCCGUGGCUUGUACAAAGGACUCAGCAUGAACUGGGUCAAAGGUCCAAUUGCAGUGGGAAUAAGCUUCACCACCUUUGACCUGACGCAGAUCCUUCUCCGUAAAUUACAGCACAGCACUAACGUUGAGAGGUAGUAGCUUAAUCCCACGGUCCUUGCUGGGGAAAAGUACAACACGUGUAGAAAGAGCAGUGCCAGCAUCUGCUCACUUGGUACGUGCUCUCC
Tauraco erythrolophus (red-crested turaco) is the source of this 1111-nucleotide messenger RNA. RefSeq names its product solute carrier family 25 member 42 (gene SLC25A42). Lineage: Eukaryota; Metazoa; Chordata; Aves; Musophagiformes; Musophagidae. The record is from RefSeq and is a predicted model, not a curated record. Gene Ontology annotation, biological process: transmembrane transport.